This is a messenger RNA of Cladocopium goreaui, 393 nucleotides long. The record is from the annotation of a GenBank genome assembly. Lineage: Eukaryota; Dinophyceae; Suessiales; Symbiodiniaceae.
AUGCUCAACGCUGGUUCUACGCGUUUUCAUAGCAGGGUAUUCGAUUCUCUGCUGCCUGGUAUGGUACACGGACUGGAUCAAGUGGCUGCCCACCGCAUACCCAUAGUAUCCAGGAACAAAAUGGAACAAAGAAGCCUCGAGCAAAUCAGCUGUGGCAGCCUUUGGCAGAGCUUUAAAAUGCUUGAAAGCCUUUCAGAUCUUUCAGGUGUUCGAAAGCUCACUUCAAUUGAGGACGUUAGGUCCGUCUUGCUGGUGAUCCUGGAAAAUCCUAAAGGAUCGGACCCCCAGUCCGACAAGAACUAUCACAAGCAGUAUCGACGAAUCCGGACAAUCCAACUGUUUCAUGCAUGGUUUGUUGAUGUUUGUUGUCAAACUCAGCUGCCUGCAUUGUGA